AUGCUGCGCUUCCCAAAGCAGGUGCGAGGUGCGCACGGCACAUACCGGGUCGCGCUGUGCGGCUCAUGUCGCGGUGUCGCACCAACACCGCCACGGAUGCAACUGCAGCAUCGUGACCGCAUUAUUGGCUCACAUGGCGCGGGGCUCGUCAAUCAUCAGUCGAUGGCCACGAUGGAGAUCCGCUCCAACUUCACGCGUGUGCAGAACGCCGCGCCGGCAGCCGACCUUUUUCGUACCAAAGUGCACGAAGGCCUCGGUACUAGCGACAAGGACCCGUACCUGCGCACGCUGCCGAACCAAGAGUCCCGUCCACCAGAGAGCUCCGUGCUGCGCGUGGCUGCGGCGACUGCCCCGUCCCUCGAGGAGCGGCAGUGCCUGCACCAAAAGUGGGGCACACUGCAGUACUGGCUCGGCGACCAACACCCGCGUCUGCCUCUCUUCCUUGAAGAGCUGCUCGUCUCGGACGCAUUGCCUGUGUCGCCAGCAGCUGAGGCCAUGGUGCAGAGGUUUGCCGCCGAGGUCAUCCCAGCCAUGGCGAAGCAGGGCGGCCCAGGCGCGGAGGAGAAGCUAGAGGUGCUAUGGAAGCAGGCGGUUCAGGCUUACGGGAAGCUGAACACGUCUCACGUCUUCGACAAGGUGGCCUUCGAGCUCGAGCUCGCCGCGCUGCACGGUCGCUACCAGGCGGGCAUGUCUGCGUUGUCGCCGUGCGAGGAUGGCGCCCUGGCGCUCGAGGUGCUUCGUCGGAAGGCCAUUGCGAAGCGGAACGCUUUCCUGCGCGAGGGGCUGCUGCCGCUGGUGCGCAACAGUGCGUACAUUGGCUACGGAGAUGGUGUGUGGCGUGUCUUUUUUGACAGCGUUGCGGCACACAAGAGGGACCUCUUCUCCUCCUCCAAUUCGCCCGUCAGCGCCACGCUUGGCUUUGCAUGGGAGGCGAUCAUGAUGGAAGAUGCGGUGCGUACCCCUGCCAUGACGGCUCCCGUCGCGCUCUACCUGCUGCUAGUCUCGAUCUCUGAGAGCCAUAUCCGCGCUCCUGCGGAGCUGAAGUCCGCAUCGGCACACCUCGACGAGGGCAUCGUGGCCACAGAGCAGCACGUGGUGCCCUCGGCGUUCGCGACGGUUAGCCCAAUUGUGAAGCGCCGCUUCGCUGCAGAGGCCUUGAAGACGCUGCUAGGAGAGGUGAAGGGAUGCGGCCGUCUCGCAAAGGCUCUGCGUUCCGCCAGGCUCUACGACUGGAGCCGCGACGCUGCGCUGUGUGAGGCGAUGCUAGACGACCGACAGCUCUUGCGGGCUGACGUGGCAAAUAUGGUGGAUCGUUUUGACAGCACCGCUGAGGUGAAGUCGCUGCUGCAGUCGCUGAUGAGUGGGACGGACAGCGCCAUCAAGGCACACGUCAGCCACGUCUUUCAGCUCGCUGGCACGGCGAGUAAGAGUCACCAGCUGGUGGACUGGGACGCCGCCAUGUCCGCCGUGGACUGGCCACACUGCUGGCGCGAGCAUGCGCGCGAACUGCUUUCCGACCCUGCAACGUUGGAGGCGGUGUACCGCCUGCUCAAGAACGCGACUGGCGCAAAGCACGCCACGAAGCGGCUCUUUCGUGACGAGUACGCGGCUGAGGUGGAGGCAGCUCUGCAGCGACGCAAGGAACGCGCAGGGACACGCAAGGUCAGGGUCGAGCAGCUGGUCCGGAACCUCACGUCGUAUGAGCAGGUAGAGAACACGCUUGCCGUGCUUCGUGAAGCGGGUGUGUCGCUGCAGGAGCUCGAAUGUGCCGAGCUAGCCACUAUGGGGCAGCACACAGUGCGCCGCCCGCAGGUGGACAAUGGGGUGCUCGACCUCCUUUUGGAGGCCAUUCGUCAGCGCCAUCCAUCGUGGGCAAAGUCAGGCGUUCUCCCAGCAGUCGCCUCUGAGGUGGCCAAGUCGCCGGUGUGGUACUUGGAGUGCAUGACGCGUGUAUACAUUCGCCUUUCCUACGUCCCGCAGGCGGCAGCGGCUCUAAUGGCGCAGCGCACGCGUCGCCGUAUCGGCCCUGUCGGGACGGAGCCGACUCAGUUUAACGUGCCUACGGAGAUGGGUAUGGUGGAGCAGUACGACAAUUUACAGUACAAGCGGUACGACUGGCAAGGCUGGUAUCAGCGCAUGGUGGACGUUCACAACCGCAACGUCUCCGUCAAGUGCCGCCUCGACGAUUUGAAGCGGCUGGACGCCUACGGAAACCCGUUCGUGGAGAUGCAAACGGAAAGGCGCCUGCGCAUUCUCGCUGAUCAUCGCGUUGGCAUGGGCGUGCUGAAGCUCGAUAGUGACAAGUAUGAGGAUCAGCUCGACAAUAUAACCUACGGCUCGACGAAGUUGUCUGAACUGCUGGCGGACGCUCGCAAGGCGCAGCUAGGCAAGGAGUACUGGCCCUCGGUCGAGGUGAAGGUGCGCCGUCCGUCUGGGCAGAGCAAGACGUACUACUCCGUUCUCGAUGAUGCCCGCAUCGAGUCAAAGAGCAAGGAGCUCUACGCGAAAUACCGCGAGGCCAAGAAGCGAAGCCUCUUCGUGACGCCGAUGGACAUUUGGUUGGAUGUGAAGGGUAUGCAGGUGCGCAAGGCGGCGGAGACGGCAGACGCGCAAGGCUACACCGUCGACUCCCUGCACGACACGAUGGACGACGACAGCAACGGCAAAGACUGA
Molecule: messenger RNA, 2673 nt
Organism: Leishmania mexicana MHOM/GT/2001/U1103
Lineage: Eukaryota; Euglenozoa; Kinetoplastea; Trypanosomatida; Trypanosomatidae
Exons: 1
Coding region: 1-2673 (890 amino acids)
Source: RefSeq, a predicted model, not a curated record